Hyphopichia burtonii NRRL Y-1933 is the source of this 2553-nucleotide messenger RNA. RefSeq names its product Nan1p (gene NAN1). The transcript has a single exon. Bases 9 to 2435 code for a protein of 808 amino acids. Gene Ontology annotation, cellular component: nucleolus. The record is from RefSeq and is a predicted model, not a curated record. Lineage: Eukaryota; Fungi; Ascomycota; Pichiomycetes; Serinales; Debaryomycetaceae. Gene Ontology annotation, molecular function: RNA binding; protein binding. Gene Ontology annotation, biological process: positive regulation of rRNA processing; positive regulation of transcription by RNA polymerase I.
AAGUGAGUAUGGUCAAGUCAGGCGAAUGGUCUUUGAGUUUGGCAUCGGGAGGGAAAGCUGUUAGCUUUCCUAAUGCUUCUUCGUGUGCCUCGAUAUUCUCUCAAGAUGGACGGUACAAUAUUGUUUUACUAAAUCGUCAAAUAAGGGUUUACUUUGUAUCUACCCGUCAGUGUAUUAAAACUAUUGAAGUCGACUGUUCCGAGGUAGUUGGGGCUAAGAUAGACAUAAUGAACGGGAACCACCUAUUGUUGUUUAGCAGUCUGGGUAGGAUCACCACGGUUAACUGGAGAGAAAAAGUUGAUGAAGCCAUUAUAUCCAGGGAAGAGAUUAAGACAAACGUAGUGGGGGUUGUUUCCGUGAAGGAGAAGGUAUUCUAUUUGGUUAGUGGGAAGAUGCAGAAGUACUCUCUGCGUACACUUCUUAAAGUGAACAGAAGCAAUCUUGAAGUUGAACAAAUUUUGAAUGUUGAUUCGGUUACCCAUUAUACGAUUUCCAAUGAUUGUGAGAAAAUCUUGUUCAUAAAUACUUUGCACCAGGCUAUUUUAUAUAAUUUGUCGAUUUUAGAUGAUAGCGAAGGCCUGAAUCUUUCAAAUCAAGUUGAAGCAACAAAAGAAGUUAUAUCAUUCAAUGCUAAAUCACAAGUUACUAGUUUAGCGGUUUCAAAUAGUUCAACCAUUGCAAUUGGGUUUCACCUUGGUGCCAUCCAGAUCUUAUACGGGGGAUUAUUAAACUCUAAACCACAUCGAGUCUUUAAAUGGCACAUUGAUCAAGUUAAAAGCUUGGAAUUCACUCCAGAUGGUAAUUACUUAUUAUCGGGGGGUUUGGAAAAAGUACUUGUCUUUUGGCAUUUAGAAACUGAUAAAAACCAAUUUUUACCAAGAUUGAAUGGAAUUAUAGAAAAUAUCACCAUUGACGAAAAUAAAUCAGAUUACUAUACUUUAACUUUAAAAUCUGAUAAUGAAUUCUCAAAUAAUGAUUCAAACCUCGAAAUUUUAAUAAUAUCGGCAAUCGAUUUGGUUUCAAGAUUAUCAAUUAACACUAUCAAACCAAAAUUUAAUAAUCCAAUCCACUCUUCAUUAGCAAAGACUAGAUCAAUUUUUAAUAAAAAUCCAUCAAAUUUCGAUUUAUCAAAAUUAAUCUACGAUUAUUCAUCAUCAUUUGAAAUUCAUCCAAUUACUAACCAUUUAUAUUUCCCAUACGAUUCUUCAAUCCAAUCUUAUGAUCCAAUCAAAAAUGAACAAAAUUUCAUGCAAGACGUUGCUCCCACAUUAAAUACUGGUAAAGUUAGAUCAGAAACUAAAUUGGCUGAACCAGUGGUAUCAUUGUUAUCUUUCACUCAAAAUGGUGAAUGGAUGUGUACCUUUGAUAGUGUUGCUACUAGUGAAGUUGAUAAUUUAUUAUCAAAAGAUGAUACUCAAUAUGCGUUGAAGUUUUGGAAAUUUAUUGAAAAAUCUACGGCAGAAGAUAAACAAGGUCAUUGGGAACUAACUACUAAAAUUCUUGAUCCUCAUGGUAAUUCAUCUCCAAUUGUGUCAAUAAUUCCUGCUCCUUCUUCUUAUCAUCAAGGAACUGCAUUUUUAACUGCUGAUAAUAAAGGAGGUUUAAGAGUUUGGAGACCAAGAAUUCCAAAAGAAAUUUAUAAAAAUUCAAACUCUAAGCAACAACAAACUGCUUGGACUUUAAGAAAAUCAAAACCUUCAGGUGCCAUGGAAAGCGAUUCAGUUGAUUGUGCUUGGUCUGAUGAUGGGUCAAUCAUCAUUUUAGGUCAUGAAUUAUCAAUAAGUUUAAUUUCUUCCACUACUUUUGAAACUAUACCAUAUGACCAAUUUAAAAUUCCAUCUUUAACCGGAUCCAAAAUCAGAUCUUUAAAAUUAAUCGAUAAUAAUUUAAUAAUUUUAUCCAAAACAAGAAUUACAUCUUUUAACUUAUUAACUGGACAAAAAAAUAGCUUGGUUGCCCAAGUAAAUACAACAAUUGGUGGUAGAAAUUUAAUUUCAAUCGAUAGAUCAAAUCAAUUAAUAUGUUUGGGGGUAAAUUAUUAUUCAAAAGAUAACAGUGAUUUGAACAUUAAAUCAAAGAUUUUCAUUUUCAAACCCGAUCAUUUAAAACCGGUUUCUGUGUUAGAUUAUAAUAAAGGUAUUUCAUCAAUUCGUUACUACAAUUCAUCCUUCAUUUUCGUUGAUUUAAAUUCAACCAUUGGAUAUAUAUCGUCAUCUAAACUUAAAUUGGAUAAAUUGGAUGAAUCAUUAUUGAAAAUUGAUGAACCUAUUAAACCUCGUACUCAACCUCAAUCUCAAUCAGCUCCGGUCAAAAUCGAUGAAAGCUCCCAAGUUGUUAAAGCAAUUGAUGUCAAUACAUUCCAACCAGUGUUUGAUAACAUAGAAGGUAUACAAAUAGAUACAUUGUUUGAUCGUAUAGUUAAAAUCGUUAAUUAGUCAAGAGACGAAUAUAUAUAUAUAAAAAAAAAAAAAAAACGACAAGCUUCUAUGUACAGAAAAUUAAGAAAAUUAUUUAGUUCUUUGUAUGGCCAAUAUACUUUCCAUUUUAUUUAAG